This is a messenger RNA of Oncorhynchus gorbuscha (pink salmon), 1462 nucleotides long. RefSeq lists its product as uncharacterized. The transcript is spliced from 3 exons. NCBI's taxonomy places the organism in Eukaryota, Metazoa, Chordata, Actinopteri, Salmoniformes, Salmonidae. The coding region runs from base 96 to 752 and encodes 218 amino acids. The record is from RefSeq and is a predicted model, not a curated record.
CAAAGAUACAUUGACAGGGGAGAUCACCGUGAGGGCUGCCUGUCACAGGUCCAUGAGGAAGAGUGAAAAGCCGCACAGCAUGAGAAUAGGGAAAGAUGGUGUUAAAGCACACCGUACCAGUGAUAGUGGUCCAAAGUCACUGCUCCUAUGUUGCAGGAAGUGCUCUGUGCAAUCAUCUGGUGGCCCUUCUUUACCAGACAGCGCACUACUCUCAACUAAACCACCAGUUCACAGCUGCACAGACACAGAACAGCAUUGGCACAAGCCAAGAACACUUAAGUUCUCUCUACAAAGCACUCAAUGGAUACAUGCCUGACAUGGACUUUCUCCGCGUCUCAGAAACGUAUGCCAACUUUUCUCCACUUCCUGCCCCUCUUGGGACAACAAUGGAAAUGUCAGCUGACGUGCCCCUGGUUGAGUCCUCCUUUGGGCCAGUGCAAUGCGGCAGUGUUCUGUCCUAUCAGCUUCCACAGCCAAAGACCCAUGAAAUUGUGAAGAUUGCCGAUGCCCCUUCUCCACCAAUACUUCCAUUAGAUGGCUACAGGCUUCAGGCUUCCCAGUGUGCUUACGUCCUUAGCCAUCAGGAGCAGUUCCACCUCAAGGCAUUAGAGACAACCUACGAGAUAUCACAAAGUCGAGGUUGCUACAAGGGAGCAGAGCAGCAGCCCGGAAUGGCAUCAGCUCAGGAAAAUGAGAAUAACAUCCUCUCGUUUCCGAGAGGUUUGCCAUGUCUGGGGAGAGACCUCAGCUGACCACCUAGCUGAGCGUAUGUUCAAGGAAUCUGGGAUCUGGAUGCAGACCAUGGAGAUGGAGAAGGGGCUAGCCAUGGAGCCAGUGGCUGUACAGGAGUACUGCACACUGAAGAAUGUUAACUUCUUUCCGUGUGGCUACGUAGUGCACCCAGGUGCUCCGUGGUUAGGAUCCUCUCCAGGUGGAAUCAUAUUUGAUCGCAGUGUGAGACCACACUUUGGACUCUUAGAGGUCAAGUUGACUGCCCUUACCUGAAGAUACAGAAUGGAGAGCUGAAGUUGAAGAGAUCUCAUGCUUACUACUGGCAGGUGAAAGGUCAAAUCCUUCUCACAGGUUGUAGCUGGUGUGACUUUGUAAUCUGUGCACAGGAGGACAUCCUAGUUGAAAGGAUAUUUAAAGAUCUACAGGUUUAAAAAACUAUAAGAGAGAAGGUUGACCACUUAUUUUUACCACUACUUGCAGAAGUGUCUCUCGCACCUGAAUGGAUCCCCUGCAUGGGCGCCAAGUUUAGUGGUUUUAUGAAAAAUAAGUAUUGAUGUUCUUCUAUAGUAGAAUAGAUUUGUUUUAAAAAAUGUAUUUCAGCAAAUGUUCAACAGUUCAGUUAAUCAAUUACACAUAUCUAACAUUGUAUUAAAUCUUGCAUUCUGGCUGUACUGUGUUACUUGAUUUCUUUCCCCCACCCCUGUCACUCAUUGUCUAAUUAAAGCCAAUA